Hypoxylon trugodes is the source of this 1726-nucleotide messenger RNA. RefSeq names its product glycoside hydrolase family 18 protein. NCBI's taxonomy places the organism in Eukaryota, Fungi, Ascomycota, Sordariomycetes, Xylariales, Hypoxylaceae. Gene Ontology annotation, biological process: carbohydrate metabolic process. The transcript is spliced from 2 exons. The record is from RefSeq and is a predicted model, not a curated record. Bases 545 to 1552 code for a protein of 335 amino acids. Gene Ontology annotation, cellular component: extracellular region. Gene Ontology annotation, molecular function: chitinase activity.
GCCAAGAAAAAAUAUUUUUGGGGCGAAGUGUCUUUUAAACCCGUGGUGACUUCGAUAAGCAUGUAAAAGUUUCUUCCCACCUUUUUGGGGCUACACGAUUGGAAGUGACCACGUAUCUAGAAUAAACCUGAAGAUCCAUGUAUGUAGGUAGCUAGGUGGGUAUGUACCUCGGUACCUAUGAGAGUAAGUCAGACAUUAUGUUCGUAUCGUAGUUUGAAAAUGAUGUACAAUAUAUUUAAAUGAUUUCCCAUUCGGACUUUUUAUAUACGAGAAUUCAUAGUGAAAAUACACAAUUUAGCCAGUAAGUCCUGCAACGCUGCAGGACCUAAGUACAUAUACCUGAAAAGUCACCGGGCUUAUUUCGACAAGUCAGAAUUGGGACGGGGUGCAUUUUUUGUAUUCCUCCUCCAUAUCCAGCCUUAAUUGCGAACACGUGGAAUAGGGGAUACUAAGUAAAUUUAUAUAUCGCUAAGCUUCAUUUCCAAACUUAAAACAAAUUUAGCAUUAUUCUUUCAUUCUCCUCUUUGACCUUAAGUAAACCAACAUGGCGUCAUCUCCGACGAGGACAACCCCUCGCAUCAUCGUGUACCACCAAACCACCCACGAUCCCAACGGCAACCUAAUCUCAAUCCUGCCGCUAAUAACCCAACCCAAUAUCUCACUUACCCAUAUAAUCGUAGCAGCAAUCCACAUAAACGAGGAUCCAAACGGUCUAACCCUGAACGACCAUCCCCCCUCAGACCCCCGCUUCAUCACAACAUGGGCCGAACUACGCGUAGCCCAAGCCAGCAACAUCAAAGUCCUGGGCAUGCUAGGCGGCGCCGCGAAAGGAUCCUACGCGCGCCUAGACCAGGACCAAUCUUCCUUCGAGACAUACUACGCUCCGCUCUAUAACCUCAUCCGGGAACGAGAUCUCAAUGGACUAGAUCUCGAUGUCGAAGAAGAAAUGUCGCUGGGAGGUAUCGUGCGGUUGAUCGAUAGACUACGCGCAGAUUUUGGGCCGGAGUUUAUUAUUACCCUCGCGCCGGUGGCGGCUGCGCUUCUAGAUCCGAGGAGGAAUUUAAGCGGUUUUGAUUAUGAGGCGCUAGAGGUUAUGCGCGGUGCCCAGAUUGCCUGGUAUAACGCGCAGUUCUACUGCGGGUGGGGCGAUGCGAGUAGUCCCGUCAUGUACGAGAUGUGCGUCGCGCGGGGGUGGCCUCCGGAGAAAGUCGUCGUGGGACUUGUCACGUCGCCGGAGAAUGGGCCCGGGUGGGUGCCGUUCGAGGUACUCGGCGCGACGUUUGCGGUUCUUCAACGGCAGUAUGCGAAGUUUGGGGGUGUGAUGGGGUGGGAGUAUUUUAAUGCGCGGCCGGGUGGGAAGGACCGGCCUUGGGAGUGGGCGCAGCGCAUGACGGGGUUGUUGAAGGGUACCCAGACCGAAGCUGCGCAGAAUACUGGUACGGCGGGCUCUUUGAAAAUAGGAGCUGGGGAGAUUGAUCCGGAUGUUGGAACCGGGCCGAAGGUUGAGGUUCCGGUGAGCUUUGAGUACUACUCGGAUGGUUUGGACGAGUAGACUGACAAAAUCAUACAAUACCCCUAUAGAUCAAUUUAAGUGACCGUGUUACUAGAUGUGAUGGAAUCUUAGGUCACCGAGGUCAUUACUAAGAACUCCGUGCGCAGAAGCCAUUUUAAUGGAUUCACGGGGCGAUAAAUCCUGUUAGUACUACGCCUGAUUGGGUGAGUUGUA